This is a messenger RNA of Uloborus diversus, 1580 nucleotides long. It is a transcript of the gene Pnn, whose product is annotated as pinin-like. The transcript has 8 exons. NCBI's taxonomy places the organism in Eukaryota, Metazoa, Arthropoda, Arachnida, Araneae, Uloboridae. The coding region runs from base 160 to 1224 and encodes 354 amino acids. The record is from RefSeq and is a predicted model, not a curated record. Gene Ontology annotation, cellular component: catalytic step 2 spliceosome.
GCUGUAUUUUCAUGGCCUGCGAGUGAAAGUUUCCAAUAUUUUCUGUUAUUUUAUUUAGAAACUUUACUGUGACAUUCAUUAAUUCUUCAGACAUUUCCCUUCACCUUUUGCAUCGCUAUUUUUUUUUUGUGCAACCUCGGUGUUAAUUAUAGUUUAAAGAUGCAGCAAGAUACUGUGUCAUUUCAAUCGCUUCUGGAAAGAUUUGAGACUACUAAAAAGGAGUUGCUUAAUACGGAACAAACUAUUCGGCGAAUUACUGGUAGGGAUCCGGAUAGUACGUUUCCGCAAUCCAGCGCCGCUCCAGCUGGACGGCCUGGAUUGUUUGUUAACAAGAAAAGGCCAAGGUUUCCAAUAAAACCACAGGAGCGAGAACCAACUCCCGAAGAGUAUGAAAGUCCGGAUGAAGAUGGAGGACUCAAGAAAAAACCCUCCAUCCAAUCGACCGUCGUUGCCGCUGCAAAGGAUGUCAAAAGCCGCAGAGAUGUCAUUCAUGAACAGAAUAUAAAUUCAAAAGUAACUGCCAGGAAUCGUAGAAUGAUGGGAUUGGUCCUGGGAACUUUACAAAAGUUUCAAAAUGAAGAAAAGAAAAGAAAAGAGCAGGUUUUAAAAAAAAUUGAAAAAGAGCAAAAGGUAGAAGCUGCAGCUGAAGUAGAGAAAGAACAAAUGAAGAAAGAAAAAGAAGAACUUUUCCACAAUAGGAAAGAAAAGCAAUGUGAGUUGCGUUGCUUGGAAAAGAAACUAGAAAUUGCCGAAGUGUAUGAGGUUUGGCAAAAAAGUUAUAAAAAUAUGCUCAACUAUAUAACAACCAAAGCAAAGCCUCACAUAUGUUACCUACCAGCUGUCCUUGAUAGUAAAAGUAAAAAAUGCUUGGAAGAAAGUAAAGCAAAGGCAUUAGAACUUCUAGAGGAAUAUCGUACAAACACCGAACAAGAAUUAGUUCAAAUUGAAGAAUGGUAUAAGAAGGAACCUUUUCCUCAGGACAAGGAAAAUACCCCAGAUGUGGAAGAUCCUAAUGACAUUCCAGAGGCAGUGAAAGAAAUGCUGAAUCCAGAGCCAAAAGUUGAAGAAAAAACCCCUCCAAAUCCCGACGAUGGUCCCUCCGUGCCAGAAACGAUCCCCGAAUUUCCAGUGGAAUCUGAAGAACAAAACACAAUGGACACAGAAACGGCAGAAGAAAAUAUUAGACAUGCAGUAGAUCAGGAAUUUGAGCCUAUCUAUGAUUAGCAAAUCUUGUAAGUAAUUUUGCCCAAUGAAAAUCGUGCAAAAGUUUUAUUUUUCAUCAUGGUAUUUACCACCUAUUGAAUAGUACAUAAUUAAAAGUAAUGUAAUAAGUCAGUGGGAUCAGUAUAAAUUUUACUGUAAUCAUGUAAAUAGUUAUGCAAUUUCUUCUACCAAAGCUGAUUUGAUAUAUAGAAAAAAUAUUUUGUUACACUUUAUUGGGUAUUCAAAAUCGGAUAUUCACUCUACCUAUAAGAUAAGUAUUUUGUUAUAGUCAUUUGCACUAUAUUUGAUGCUAAUAGGCCAAAAUUUAGAGAACGAAAAAUGUACAUAAUAAAACUCUUGAAAUAAAAACAUGUAUC